ACUACAUUGUUUCUACAUAUUUAAUUAAUAUAAAUUAUUUUAAUAUUUGCUUUAAAUAAGCAUUUUACUUUUAACACAAUUUUUGUUAUAUGCACAAUAACAAAUUCCGCUCACGGAUUUGUAAUUUUCGCGUCAAAAUAAGACGAUUUAAAAAAAUUUUAUUUUUGAGGCCUCCUUAGUUGGGGGACCUAAACUAUAUAUUUACCCAAAAUAAAUCCAUGUUGACAAAUAAUAAACUUAUUAAAAGUUGAAAGUUCACAAAUCAGAUGUGUUAAUAUAUUAUAUCAUAAAAUCACAAAAAAGAAUUUAAAUAGUUUCCUCAUAUCUUUCUCUGCCUUUGUCCUGGUAAUAUUCCAGAUUUAUCACUGUUAUUUUUGAUAGCUGCUGUAGACACUAAAUUAUUAGAUGUUCGUGCGAAGAGUUCUUUUUAUUAUCUUUAAUUUUAUUAUCUUCUAAUCUCAUGUAGAUAAAUACAUAUUUAUGUAUAUAUGUAUAUAUAUUCAUACAAUUAGCUAUGAGAGGUUUGUUAUAUCUGCUAAAUCUGAGUAGUGUCGUAUUUAGUGUUAAUAAUGAAACUUUCAGCGAACUUAAACUUUUUAUUUACCGAAGGUGGUAAGCCUUUAUCUGAACGCAUUUUUAUGGCACAUGGCGCUGGGUUUAAUGCUGUAGAAAUACCUUUUCCAAAUUUUGAAUUGGAAGAUGUAUUGCAAGCAAAAGAAUCAACUGGAAUACAAAUCGCACUAAUUAAUAUUAGCUUAGGCGAUUCCAAGUUUGGUAAUGCUAGUAUUCCCAACAACCAAGAAAAAUUUAAGAAUCAACUAAACGAAACAAUUGAAUUUGCUAAGAAAGUGCAAUGUUCAAACUGCUGCUGCAUUGGAUGGGAGUUGCUGGUAUGUCGAUUCCGGAGCAUCACUGCAUAUGUGCAAUAACAAGAACUGGAUGUAUGAUGUAUCCCCAUCAACUAUCAACAAUAUUAAGGUUGCAGACAAUAAAACAGUAGCAGUAAAAGGUAGUGGCAAGGUGGAUUUUCAGAUUAGAACCUCAGAUGGCAUAAUACGGACAAUACAGGUCAGUGAUGUCUUAUAUGUACCCACACUGACAGUUAAUUUACUUUCUGUAAGUCAAAUGGUAAAUAAAGGCUGUGAAGUGAAAUUUGAGAGAGAUAGUUGUCAGAUAUACCAAAAUAAUAAGUUAAUAUUGACAGCAUUGCAUCGCAAAAACAUGUAUAUAUUGAAUAAUGUUUCUGAAGCACCGGCAUUGCUAUCAACAGCAGAUGAGCGAGAUAUAAAUUUAUGGCAUCUAAGAAUGGGCCAUCUCAAUUUCACAGACUUACAGAAGGUAACUAAUAGUGCAGACGGGGUUGAAUUAUCAAAAAAGGUAAUCAAAUUUGCACAACUUGCUUAGAGGGAAAAAUGAGUAGACAACCAUUUAAAAAUACUGGUACUAGGGCUUCAGAAUUGCUCCAAUUAAUUCACUCAGAUUUAUGUGGCCCGAUGGAGACAAGUUCUAUUGGAGGUGCCAGAUAUUAUGUUACGUUCAUUGAUGAUUAUAGUAGGAAAGUAUCUGUCUAUUUCAUGAAGAGCAAGUCUGAAACUUUAGAUAAGUUUGAAGAAUUUAAAAAUUUAGUAGAAAAUGAAACCAAUAAGAAAAUAAAGACGUUACGCACAGAUAAGGGAAAAGAAUAUGUAAACAAGGAUUUUAAAUUGUUUUUAUGUAAAUCUGGCACAUUAAGAGAGAGAGCUAGAUGCCUAAUUUUGAGUUCCAGAUUACAGAAAAUAUUUUGGGCUGAGGCGGUCUCAACACCGGCAUAUAUAACAAAUCGUUCACCAACAAAAGCUUUGGACUACAAGACGCCAUAUGAAUUGUGGACAGGUAAAAGACCAAACAUAAAUAACAUGAAAAUAAUUGGUUGUCACGCAAUGGUUCAUGUACCAAAAGAAAGUAGACGAAAAUGGGACUCGAAAGCUACUAAGAUGAUAUUUGUGGGUUUUUGCGAAUAUACUAAAGGCUACAGAUUGUAUGAUGAGAGUAAAAUACAAAUAUACAAGAUUUAUUUUCUAUUUUUAUUUUAUAUCACACGAUGCACCCUGUGCAAAGUGUUUCUCUAUUUCUUAUCAUUCCGUACUUAAAUUAUUCGCUUUAACUAUUGUACUAUUCUUGUAAGUUCUUUCUUCUCCUUUGGAUCGCCACAAUAAACGGACGUGUUUUAAGUUUA
Molecule: messenger RNA, 2215 nt
Organism: Bactrocera oleae (olive fruit fly)
Lineage: Eukaryota; Metazoa; Arthropoda; Insecta; Diptera; Tephritidae
Source: RefSeq, a predicted model, not a curated record